AUGCACUGCACUCGACUACUAAGAUCUAUGAUCGAGACUAAUGUGUUCUAUCUUGUUCUUCAGGAAAUAUCCAAGAUGGUUUUGAUUGUUAGGCCUGUUUUGGAGAUCAAGUCAAUUUCUAGAUUAUUGCUUGAUGAUCAUGCGUGGUUGAUCAGACUGUGGAAGUCUGUUGAAGAGCCCCCUAUUCGGUUAACCUAUGCUAGAAGAAAGAAGAGCAAUGAUCAUAAAGGUUCAGCCAAGUCAGUUGAGUUUGUUAGUGAGGGGAAGGAUAGACAGGGCCUCUCAAAUAGUCCUGGACUUGUGGGAUUCUACCAGUCGCCCAUCAGAAAUAUCCAUGUUAAAAUGAAUCACCGAAAAUGUGCUCUGGAAACAACAAUUAAAACUAGUUCGAUCUGUAUGCCCUUUGGAUGCCUUGUCGAUUUUCAUAUGUUAAUGAAUUCUAACUGUACUAAGGAAUUUGUUUGCUGCACUGGUAGGAAGGGGUAUCUAGUUUUAUUCUCAACUAACUUGGAACAUCUGUCCCAGUUCUUUGUUCUGUUACCACCGCUUUACGAGCUCAUUCUGGAGAUUGAACGUGAUGGUAUAUGUGGUGGGAGACUUCUCAAUAUUUUGCACAAACGAUGUCAUUGUGGAGUUCCCGAAUUGCAGACAUGCAUCCAGCGGCUUCUAUGGCAUGGACAUCAGGUCAUGUACAAUCAACUUGCAUCUUGGAUGGUUUAUGGGAUUCUUCACGACCAGCAUGGAGAAUUUUUCAUUAGCAGGCAAGAGGAUAGAGAUUCAGAACAUGACUCACCUUCAGACUCACUUGAGAAGUUGGCUCGCAUGUCAACCGAAGACAUAUCUCUAACUGAUUGGCACUUGGGAUUCCAUAUCUCACUGGAUAUGCUUCCAGAAUACAUUCCAAUGCAGGUUGCUGAAUCCAUUCUGUUUGCUGGGAAAGCUAUCAGGGUUCUUAGAAAUCCAAGUCCAACCUUCAAGUUUCAUGAUGCACCAUCUCAUCAGCAGAUUCCUAGAGGAUCACAAAAGAUACAAGGAUUUAAUGGACGUUUUUCUUUCCAAAGGGACUCUUCUGUCUGUACCACGUUGAUUGCUGAAGAGUUACUUCCACAAUCUGAGGCUGACAAGAUUGAGUCUAUGCUUCAAGACUUGAAGGAGUCAUCCGAAUUCCAUAAGAGAUCAUUUGAGACUGCUGUUGCCUCAGUAAAAGCAAUUGCAGCAAGUCAUCUUUGGCAGCUUGUGGUUGUACGUGCUGACUUGAAUGGCCACUUGAAGGCUCUUAAAGAUUAUUUUCUCUUAGCAAAAGGCGAUUUUUUUCAGAGUUUUCUCGAGGAGAGUCGGCAGCUUAUGCGUUUACCACCUCGCCAGUCAACUGCUGAAGCCGAUCUGAUGGUUCCUUUUCAACAGGCUGCUAUAAAGACUAUUGGUGAAGAAGACAGAUACUUUUCAAGAGUGUCUCUGCGGAUGCGUGGAAUCAUGAUUAAAUCCUCCCAAGUCGAGUUGCCGAAAGUAAAAGCUUAUUCUGAAGGUGACUUUAGUGUCCAAUCAGAUACUUCCUUAGAGAUGUCCCUUGAUGGCUGGGAUGGCAUUGCUCUUGAAUAUUCUAUUGACUGGCCCUUGCAAUUAUUCUUUACGCAGGAAGUGCUCUCUAAGUAUCUUAGGAUAUUCCAGUAUUUACUCCGACUUAAGCGGACACAGAUGGAAUUGGAAAAGUCAUGGGCUUCUGCAAUGCAACAAGAUCACUCUGAUUUUGCCAAACGUCAUAUUGAUCGAAAGAACAGUUCAAUCUCUCCACAGAGACGGCAGCGGUUUAGACCAAUGUGGCGUGUUAGAGAACAUAUGGCCUUCCUGAUCAGAAAUCUUCAAUUUUAUAUCCAGGUGGACGUAAUAGAAUCUCAGUGGAAUGUUUUGCAAGGUCACAUCCAAAAUUCUCAUGAUUUUACAGAACUGGUUGACUACCAUCAAGAGUACUUAUCUGCAUUAAUUUCACAAUCUUUCUUGGACAUUGGUUCUGUGUCUCGGAUUCUGGACGGCAUUAUGAAGCUUUGCUUGCAAUUUUGCUGGAAGAUUGAGAACCAAGAAAGCAGUGAAAGUACUGCUGAACUGGAGCGCAUAGCUGAGGAAUUCAACAAGAAUUCAAAUUCGUUAUAUACCAUACUCCGCAGUAGCAGGAUUGCUGGGAGUCAGAGAGCCCCAUUUCUUAGGCGCUUUCUUUUGCGUCUCAACUUCAACUCUUUCUUUGAGACAACUGCUAGAGGGGUGCUGAAUGUUGUGAGACCUCGCCCAACACUUGCAAUUCAGCAAUGAAGACAGCAUCUAUUCUACCUACCAACUCUUGCAAGGAAAUAUCCAAGAUGGUUUUGAUUGUUAGGGUUGUGUGUAUAAACUAGGAUUUCAGGUGUGUGCUCUAGCAGCCUGUUUUGGAGAUCAAGUCAAUUUCUAGAUUAUUGCUUGAUGAUCAUGCGUGGUUGAUCAGACUGUGGAAGUCUGUUGAAGAGUUAAAAAGUAUAUGAUCCUCCUUGAUACCCAACAGGCAUCAGCGUCAAGUAUUACUCAAAAUAAAAUUUAGUUUUUUUU
Molecule: messenger RNA, 2574 nt
Organism: Olea europaea var. sylvestris
Lineage: Eukaryota; Viridiplantae; Streptophyta; Magnoliopsida; Lamiales; Oleaceae
Product: gamma-tubulin complex component 4 homolog
Exons: 21
Coding region: 1-2304 (767 amino acids)
Biological process (GO): spindle assembly; microtubule nucleation; meiotic cell cycle
Cellular component (GO): gamma-tubulin complex; equatorial microtubule organizing center; spindle pole
Molecular function (GO): gamma-tubulin binding; microtubule minus-end binding
Source: RefSeq, a predicted model, not a curated record